Messenger RNA from Clunio marinus, 1203 nucleotides. The record is from the annotation of a GenBank genome assembly. NCBI's taxonomy places the organism in Eukaryota, Metazoa, Arthropoda, Insecta, Diptera, Chironomidae.
AUGUUUUGUUUUAAAAAUAUUCCGGAAAUUCCAUCACAUCGUCGAACACAAUUUUAUCUGCGAGAAGAAGAUGGCGCAUAUAAUUACGGAUAUGACUCAGGCAGUGGAAUGUCAGCGCAAGAGAAAUCAACAAAUAAUCAUGAGGUUGAAGGAAGUUACUCUUACAAGACUCCAGAAGGAAAGACCGUGACGGUUUAUUAUACUGCCGACGAGAAAGGUUAUCAUCCGAAAACUACCAUCGAGAAUGCGCCUUCAAAAGUAGAAACGAAGAAUGCAAAAUCGGAAGAAAGUCUUAAAAAUGAAGAAAAUCUUAAGAAACUUCAAGCAUUGUUCAUUCCACCACAAGAAUUUCCAGCACAAAACAAUCGUCAGCAUCAGAAAAAUAUUGAAGAAAUGAAAACAUCUGAAAAUGAAUUUAAAAAUGAAAUGAAAAACAAUGAAGAAUCGACGUACGAAGCUAAAAUUCUGCCAUGGCCAUCACCACCAGACGUUCCACCACUUCCAACUAUCAUUCCAUUACCCAAACAUUUCUUGUCAUCUUCUGGUAGUUUAGAGUCUAAUGAGGGAAACUCUGAAGAAAUCUUUCCAUACUCUGAAACAACUGAUGAUCGUGAAUCAAAUGAUUUCAUUUCAAAAUUUUUUGACACUUUGUCACAAUCAUCACAAGAAAGUGAAUUUAAUAAUUCAUCAGAACAAAGAAAUAAUGAAACGAAUCAAGAAUUUUCUUUAGAAAAUGACGCACAAUCGAGACCAGAACCUUCAGAUAUUUCAAACAACAACGAAGAUGACUUCACUUUGCAAACAGAAGAUGAAAACUCUCGACAACAAUUUGAAAUCGAUAACAGAGAGAAUGAAAAUUUUGAACAAAAUCCAGAAAACUUUGACUUCAAUUCAUUAGUAAAUUCUUUUGAUGAAAAUGUUCCAUCUUGGGUUCGCAUUUUACCAGAAUCAGAAUCAAUCCACAAUAUCCCUGAUCAAAUAUCCCUUCUAGAUAGAUGGCAACUAGCAAGAUUUCUCGCAUUUCCAAAUCGAAAUCGUUCAUUCAGACUCGAUAAAUUUCUUCAUCCAACUUAUACGAUCAUCACACCAUCAAAUCGUCUUAUCAAAACACUUGUUUAUCGACCUGAAAUUGCUGUCAUUGUUGGAUAUUUUCCACCCAAGCAUUCAGGAAUGCAUGGCUAUAUUUAUGACACACAAUCAUAA